Molecule: messenger RNA, 2349 nt
Organism: Bombina bombina (fire-bellied toad)
Lineage: Eukaryota; Metazoa; Chordata; Amphibia; Anura; Bombinatoridae
Gene: CCNL2
Product: cyclin L2
Exons: 11
Coding region: 73-1566 (497 amino acids)
Biological process (GO): regulation of transcription by RNA polymerase II
Cellular component (GO): nucleus
Molecular function (GO): cyclin-dependent protein serine/threonine kinase regulator activity
Source: RefSeq, a predicted model, not a curated record
CGGUUCAUGGGAAUUUGUAUAGGCUUACGAGGCAGCGCUUUCCUGUAAGCUCGAUCCGAGGAAGUAGAGAAGAUGGCGGCCGUUUCUACCGCUGUCAAAAACGAUGGUGUCCUUAUCGGCGACAAGUUAUAUUCGGGGGUGAUGAUUACGCUAGAUAACUGCUUGAUGCCCGAAGAAAAAUGCGCUAUCACACCUUCUGUUAUAGAUGGGCUAGAUUUAGAAACCGAGACGGACCUGCGCUUUGUGGGGUGCGAGCUCAUACAAUCAGCUGGCAUUUUGCUGCGACUUCCGCAGGUGGCUAUGGCAACAGGACAGGUUUUAUUUCAGCGAUUCUUCUACGCAAAGUCAUUUGUAAAGCAUUCUAUGGAGCAUGUUUCAAUGGCCUGUGUCCAUCUGGCAUCCAAGAUUGAAGAGGCACCAAGGCGAAUAAGAGAUGUGAUCAAUGUGUUUCAUCAUCUUCGACAGUUAAGAGAGAAAAGGAAGCCUGCACCUUUGAUAUUGGAUCAUGAUUAUGUUAAUUUAAAAAACCAGGUCAUAAAAGCUGAAAGAAGGGUAUUGAAAGAAUUGGGCUUUUGUGUGCAUGUGAAACAUCCUCAUAAGAUUAUCGUAAUGUACCUCCAGGUGCUAGAAUGUGAACGUAACAAACAUCUGGUCCAGACAUCAUGGAAUUACAUGAAUGACAGUCUGCGCACAGAUGUCUUUGUGAGGUUCAAUCCAGAAACAAUUGCAUGUGCCUGUAUCUACCUAGCUGCCAGAAUAUUAGAGAUAUCCUUACCAAAUCGUCCUCACUGGUUUCUUCUUUUUGGAGCAUCCGAAGAAGAUAUCAAAGAAAUCUGCUAUCAAAUUUUAAGGCUUUACAUUCGCAAAAAGGAAGAAUUAUCUGUCCUAGAAAGUAAAGUUGAGAAAAGAAAACUUUCUAUUGAAGAAGCUAAGGCAAAGGCGAAAGGAUUACUUCCUGAUGGAACCCCUCGUUUAGAAAAUGGUCCUGAAUUUUCACCAAGCUUGAAAAAUGAAUCUCCAAAAGAUGUGAAAGCAAACAAGCAAUCACCCCUUUCUGUGCAUAUGCUGAAAAAUGCCAAAAGAAAAGCUGAUGGUGCAAAGAGACACCUUUCUUCUAGUCCUGUUAAUGGCAGAAUUUCAAAAGGAAGGGAAAGCCACAGUGGCAGUGGAAGCCGAGGUCGGAGCUAUUCACGGUCUAGGUCCCGGACUCCAAAAAGAAAAAGUGAAAGCUAUUCUCCAUCUAGUGGCUCAAAAUCUCGCAGCCAUUCCAGGAGCCGCAGUGAUUCUCCUCCUCACAAAGUGCACCACGGCUCUUACAAAAGCUCAAAAACAAAGUAUGGAAAGAGUAAUGACUAUAAGUACUCCGCACAUAAGCAUAGAUCGCGUAGCAAAAGUUCUUCCCCUUCCCAGAGCCAUUCCCGGGAAAGUCCUGAUUCUGGGAAAUACAAGAAGAAAAGACACUACUACAGAGAACAUAGGAGAGAUCAUUCUGCUGGGUCUUAUGAAAGAGCAAGCCACCGAGGCUAUGAGAGGGACUAUCCUGGGCACAGCCGCAGAAGGAGAUGAGUCUUUAACUGGGCAUUCUUCUGGAUUUUCUACUGAACUUUCAAACAGGAUCUCAAAGCUGUUUUAGUGCCAUUUUAAUGACGUAAGGAAGAUGUAUUUAGAGUUGUCAUUUCAGCCACUGGUUAUUUAAAUUUGGUGCUAAUUAACUUAUUCACUACACCAUAUUGAAUUGUCUAGUUUGAAACAUUUUGACCCAUUACUAUUUAAUUGCUGCUGGCUAAUGCUGCACUGUAUAGACAUGGGUUCUUAAGCAUCACAGCUUAGAAUGUCAGUUUAAGCAUUAUAUUAAGAUGUUGGAGGAGAAUUCAUUGCAUCAAGGCUGUUUCAAUUUAGCACCAGCUCUUCCAAUACAUUAUUGAAACUUUUUUUUUUUUUUGUGAUGUAUGCCUAUAUUAGGUCAUACCUUCGUGUUGUGUUUUUUUGUUUUUUUUUUCUUUCCAAGGGAACAUGGUCCUAAACUUUAGUUAACACUGUAUAUAAUGAUUGUUGCAUAUAUUUCUGCAAUUAUGCUUUGUGCAAGAAAGUCUGAAAAUAUGUACGUGGACCUCCUUUAAAGUAGAUUUUUAUAUAACUAGAUGCUGCGUGCAGGUCACCAGCAAACACAAGAUUUUGUAUUGUUUCAUGUCUGUCAAGAUAUUCAAUUCUACUCAGGAUAUUUGGCUUAAAAUUACUUAAGUUUAUCAUUGCUCUGUCACAUUUGUAUAAAAACCAUCCACAGCUAGGUUGUAUCAGUUUUAUUGAUAUGCAAGCUGUUUAUAUUAAAGUAUUGUUUUUGUAACUUAA